GGGAAGUUUGCGCUCAGCCUCACAGCGGGGCCAGCGCGGGCAGGCGCCGCCAAGGACUCGGCACCCCAGGGGCUGGUGGCCGGCUCCCCGCGCCUGAGCUUCCCGGGUUGGACAGGUGCACCUAUCCGCACCUGUCCCGAGGCGCGCGUCUCCGGUCCAGGCGAUCUGAGUCUCCCCUCCCGGCUGCCCAGUGAGACAAUUCCAGGAUCAAGAUGAAAUUUCAAAAACCCAAAAUGAAGUUCAUUUUCACGCGUCGAUGCUUAGCAAUCUUCUUUCUCCUCUGUAACCCAACUCCCACACUUCCUGUCUCUUCAAAUCUCACCUAUCCGGUCAUGGAGCCUGAGCCGUACCUGUACGUCGUAGGACGGAAGAAGCUGAUGGAUGCGCAGUACAAGUGCUAUGACCGAAUGGAGCAGUUGCCUCCUUAUGAAGGAGAAGGACCCUAUUGCAACCGCACUUGGGACGGAUGGAUGUGCUGGGAUGACACUCCAGCUGGAGUCCUCUCCGUUCAGCUCUGCCCGGAUUAUUUUCCAGACUUUGAUCCAACAGAAAAGGUUACAAAGUACUGUGAUGAAAAGGGGGUUUGGUUUAAACAUCCUGAGAACAAUCGAACCUGGUCCAACUAUACCUUGUGCAAUGCCUUUACUCCUGAGAAGCUGCAGAAUGCAUAUGUUCUGUACUAUCUGGCUAUUGUGGGUCACUCUAUGUCGAUUUUCACCUUGGUGAUUUCUCUGGGAAUUUUUCUGUUUUUCAGGAGUCUCGGCUGCCAGCGGGUGACCCUGCACAAGCACAUGUUCCUUACUUACAUUCUGAAUUCCAUGAUUAUCAUCAUCCACCUGGUUGAGGUGGUGCCCAACGGAGAGCUGGUGCGCAGGGACCCGAUCACCUGCAAGAUUUUACAUGUCUUCCACCAGUACAUGAUGGCCUGUAAUUAUUUCUGGAUGCUCUGUGAAGGGAUCUAUCUUCAUACACUCAUUGUGGUGGCCGUGUUCACUGAGGAACAACACCUGCGCUGGUAUUAUCUUCUGGGCUGGGGCUUCCCAGUGAUACCAACCACUAUCCAUGCUAUUACUCGAGCACUAUACUUCAACGACAACUGCUGGAUGAGUAUGGAAACCCACUUGCUGUACAUUAUCCAUGGCCCUGUCAUGGCGGCACUGGUGGUCAAUUUCUUCUUUCUGCUCAACAUCGUCCGGGUGCUGGUGACCAAGAUGAGGGAAACCCACGAGGCAGAGUCUUACAUGUACCUGAAGGCUGUCAAGGCCACCAUGGUCCUGGUGCCCCUGCUGGGAAUCCAGUUCGUGGUCUUUCCCUGGAGGCCCUCCAACAAGGUCCUUGGAAAGGUCUACGAUUACUUCAUGCACUGUCUCAUUCACUUCCAGGGAUUUUUUGUGGCGACCAUCUACUGCUUCUGCAACCACGAGGUCCAAACCACCCUGAAGCGCCAGUGGGGGCAGUUCAAAAUCCAAUGGAACCAGCGCUGGGGUCCCCGCCCCUCCAACCGCUCCGCUGCGGCUGCUCGAGCUGCAGCUGCUGCUGCUGCUGAGGCUGCUGGUGACAAUAUCCCAGUCUACAUCUGCCACCAGGAGCCGAGGAAUGAUCCACCCCACCACCAGGGUGAGGAGGGCGCCGAGAGGAUCUCUUUGAACGUCAUCGAACAGGAGCCGUCUGCUUGAAUGUGAAAUAUACAGUGUCGUGAUCACUGAGCCUUCAUUUCCUGGGGGAAAAAUAGAUCAUGCAUUUAAAGUGAUUCCCAUCCUCCCAGGAGCUGAGCAUAUCAUUUGUGAAGAUAUGUUACGUGAAUUUGUCCAUAGUGAUUCUGGAGAAAGUUAUUCUUGGUACUAUUGCUUUGGGAGACAGUCUAGGAAUGGAGUCUCCCACUGCAACUUGUGAACUCCAUCAUUCAUCCAAAACUGAGAUGCGGAUUUCUUAGUAAAGUAAGCAAAGUGUCCAAGAAAAAUGCAAUUAAAAUGACCUAGUUCAGAUACAGGGUGCUCCUUGUAAAUCUUGAGCCAUUUAUACCUUUGAAAAAUUAAAAUCACUCUCAAUAUAUUCCUUUUUAACUUGAGGUUUUGAAUUGGACUAUUUCUGUAUUUGGCUAUGGAUCUGACUUUUAACUUUUUAUUUCGAUCAAUUCUGAUAUUGCUCACAUGUUUUAUCAUCCAUACAGCUGCAGAGAUUAUAUGACCUCCGCCUGACAAAAUAGCUUUCAGAUACAAAAGAUGACUAAUAAAGUGGGCAGGAAGACCUGAAUUAGGCAGAAAGAUUUGUAAUACUUUGAAAGCCAAAGAAGUUUAGAAGCAAUUUGGUGCAGCUGUGACACUCAGCUUGGUAGUGGAUAAUCCUGCCAUAGGGCAGGCUGUAACUGCUGAGAAGAAUUGGUCUCCACUUUGAACUGCUUUGGGCACUGACAUUAACAAAUUGGGAGGUCACAAAGAAUCCAUUGCUAAAUUUUUCAAGAAACUGCCAAAAAUGUAAUUCUUAGUGGAGGAGAAUACUCUUUAAAGAGAGUUUUGUACUAUCCUAAAGUACAGGAUUUAUAAAGCAAAUCACUCCAAGGUUUAUAAAGUAGAUUACCUCUUGCCCCUGGGUGCUAUCUAGCAGUAAAAGAUAAAUUUGCUUAAGACUGGUAAUUAAAAGACUCCAUAUAAGUCCACUAACUGCCUUCCACCCGGCUUCUGAACUGAACAAGAUGUCAGCCUUUCCCAGGAAGAAUCAGUAAGGCUAAUUAGAAAUUGGUUUACAGUUGACCUCUUGUUUGAUGCUAUUAGCAAAACAGGAGAGGAAAAAUAUAACUGCUACAAGUUAAACCACAUAUUAAUUUAUGCUAAAGUGAAAGUCUAGUUUCUCACUAUAACUUGAUUAUAUUUCCAUAUGUCUCUUUACAUCCCAGUAUAAGAGCUCCAGAAAUCCCUGAAUAAGCACAGUAUUGUUACUGGCACCAGAAAUUAAUUUGUAAAUUUGCAACAGUAAUCAGUUACGUUAUUUAAUUUGUAGGUUAAAUGAGGAGAUGCAUUGCAACUCUCUACAUUUCAAAGGUCAUCUGUGUCAUUUUAUGCUAUCUUUCAGAAGUGAUUUAGUUUGGGGAAGACAAUAAGUUGAUUUGUUCGGGUUAUAUAUUUAAUGCUCCGGGAGAAAACUAUUUUUCUCAGAAAAAAUGUUAUUUUGGAUACUAAAGUAGUUUUAAGUCUCCUUUACUGGAUGUAAGGGAGGAAUUGAAAAGAUGGUAUUUUUGCAAUCGCAGUGUUAUAGUAAUGUUCCUAUUUUUGUUUACAAAUGUGGAAAACAGAGUAUUUCGGGCAGCUGUAGUACGAAUGUGAUAAUAUAUUGCUAAAGUAUUUUGGAUGUUAUUGUGUUAAAAUAGUGUGGGCUGAAGAAAUCAAAACAGCUUCUCAUAGUAUUGCACAUAGUGCCAAAAUUAUGUGAAAUGCUUAUGCUGUGUAUAUGUAUAA
Molecule: messenger RNA, 3452 nt
Organism: Fukomys damarensis (Damara mole-rat)
Lineage: Eukaryota; Metazoa; Chordata; Mammalia; Rodentia; Bathyergidae
Gene: Calcr
Product: calcitonin receptor
Exons: 14
Coding region: 213-1676 (487 amino acids)
Biological process (GO): cell surface receptor signaling pathway; adenylate cyclase-activating G protein-coupled receptor signaling pathway; positive regulation of cytosolic calcium ion concentration
Cellular component (GO): plasma membrane; axon
Molecular function (GO): amylin receptor activity; calcitonin receptor activity
Source: RefSeq, a predicted model, not a curated record